AUGGCGGGGGCGGCGAUUGGCAGCGCGGGGGUGGCGGGCUUUCUCAGGUCCCCCUUCCUGGUGGGCGGCGCCGCCGUUGAGUACAGCCAGCAUCUGGGGUCGGCGGCGGCCCCCGCCGCCAGGUGCAGGAGGAGGAGCAGGAACGCGGCGGCGGGCGGCGUCAGGGCUUCUCUGCUGGGAGAAUGCGCGGGGAUGAUCAGCGGGAUCGUCGAUCACCAUCGAGAGCUCUUCCUGGGGGUCGGUGUGGGCCUGCCCUGCACGGUGAUGGAGUGCGGGGACAUCAUCUACCGGAGCAGCCUCCCCCGGCCGAGCGGGCUCACCCUCACGGCCCCCGGCGUGGCCCUCGCCCUCGCCACUGUCUCCUACCUCUGGGCCACCCCGGGAGUGGCCCCCGGCUUCUUCGACAUGUUCGUGCUCGCCUUCGUCGAGCGCCUCUUCCGCCCCACCUUCCGCAAGGUCGGAAUAUCUCUCACCAAUGGGUUGAAGAAGAAGAGCUUCGGCCAGUGCGCUUCCUGAGGAGCGAGUUUCUCACCGUGGGGUUUUGUUCCUCGAUCAGGAGGAUUUCACGCUGGGGAAGAAGCUCGGGGAGGGCGCCUUUGGGAUCGUCUACAAGGUUUCGGCGGAUAACUCCGACAAGCCCUCCAUGGUAAAUCCAUACAUAUACUCACUUUUGGCUGCCCCCACCCACCGUCGUUGCACUGUGUGGUUCUUCCAGCUCCCUUACGUUCCUCGAAAGAAAAAUACACUUCGGUUAUCCAUCCUACUGUGAAUGCCCUCCUCGCGUGGAGAUGGCCGACGGCUAGCUUAGGAGCUCCGCGAUUUGUCGAUUCUCAUCGGAGGGAAUGGGGGCGUAUCAGUUUCCUCUCUCCCCUUCUUCUGCAUCUCUCUAGUGGCGGUAGCGGCUGAGCAGGAAGCCGGGCGAACUACUUCGUUUUUGGCAUUGACAGCGUUCGUCUUUGAUUGCUGAAGCAAGGUGACCUGGUCUUGAAGAAGGCCACCGAAUAUGGCGCGGUGGAGAUCUGGAUGAACGAGCGAGUGAGGAGGGCGUGCGCCGGCAGCUGUCCGGACUUCGUCUAUGGCUUCCUCGAGGUGUUCCUCUCUCUCUCUCUCUCUCUCUCAUCCUUGUGAUGUGUUAUCUGUUUUCAAGGUGCUGACUGGAUUGGUAUCAUUUUCUAGACCUCCAAGGUGAAGGGCGGUGACGAGUACUGGCUCAUAUGGCAGUACGAGGGGGAGGCGACCCUCGCGGACCUCCUCCUCAGCAAGGAAUUCCCCUACAAUGUCAGUCUUCGCUGUCAAUCCCGCGACUGCCGACUUUUAUCCUUCCAUUGGAUUCAUUCUUGCAACUCGCCAUUACAGCAAGAUGGAGUUUUGGGAAGAAAAAUGACCUCGCCAUUACAAACCCACCCAUUAAUUGCUCUAAUUUCUCUAGAUUUCUGUUGGAUCCAUCUGCGAAAAUUCUGUUUUUCUCUGCACGCAUGUUCUUCCGGUCUUAUCCUGAGAGAGAUGCCUGCUCCCGUGAAAGCAGCUUCCUGGUUGCAAGAGUGGGAGGCUGAGCAGCCGGGUUGAUGGUGCCCAUACGAUUGGGCUCGCGUGAAUCUUGACCAUUUUUUUUGUGGAUUUUUUUUUUUCCUUUUCUGCGUGGACUUCUGAUCGUUCCUCGAAGGCAGACCAGGGGUAUUCAGUUCCUGUUGGGACCUCCCCCCCUUUCCCUUUCCCUGUCUGAUGCUAGCACGAAUUGACGAGGAAAUGGAUGAUCUAGGUGGAGACGAUGAUCCUCGGGGAGGUCCAGAACAAGCCCAAGGGACUGGACAGGGAGAACAAGAUCAUUCAGACGAUCAUGAGGCAGCUCCUCUUUGCCCUGGACGGACUGCACUCCACCGGAAUCGUGCAUAGAGAUAUCAAGCCCCAGAACGUCAUCUUCUCCGAGGGUAAGCCCACCCCCAGUGACGCUCCCAUGGAAGCUCUUUUUUAUCUGUCGUAAGCUCCCGCGUCCUCAGGAACCCGCACCUUCAAGAUCAUCGACCUCGGCGCCGCGGCAGAUCUGCGAGUCGGCAUCAAUUAUAUCCCCAAGGAGUUCCUUCUUGAUCCCAGGUAAUGAUCUCCUUUCUCGCCCAGAGACCUAUCUUUUCUGUAUGUAGCCCACAAAUAUCUAUCUACCCUUCUUCCAUGCGAAGAACACCACAUCCGUCGCCAAGAACAAUUUGUUUAGGCCGUCCAACCUUAAUUGCAGCCGCCUGUUAAGUUUUUCUCGUUGAAUUCCAUGGACGCUGCGACUGACCCACAUGGAAAGCUAGAGACUUUGAGAAGGUAGGAGCCUCUCUCUGGCUUGGGCUUGGGAUUGGAUUGACCCAUCUCCCAUUUGCAGGUAUGCGGCGCCGGAGCAGUACAUCAUGAGCACCCAGACCCCGUCGGCUCCUUCCGCUCCGGUGGCUGCUGCACUGUCCCCCGUCCUAUGGCAGGUUGGCUGCCUGUUGAUACGCGCACAGAGAGAGAGAGAGAGAGAGAGAGCUAUUGCUUUCUGUCUCUGACUGACAUGGGUCUUGAUUGAUUGCCUCGGCAGAUGAAUCUGCCCGACAGAUUCGACAUCUACAGCCUGGGACUGAUAUUCCUGCAGAUGGUAGGCGGCGGUCCGGCCGACAGAUGGCUGGCUGAGCUGAGCUGAGCUGAGCUGAGCUUUUGAUCAUAUCGUUUAGCAGAUACAGAUUUUUAAGGCGCGGCGAAGCCUUUUGCUGACCUGACUGCUGCUGUUUUUUUUUCCGGUUUUUGUUUUGGCAAACAGGCCGUUCCUUCCCUGCGAUCGGAUAGCGCCCUGAUACAAUUCAACAGGCAGCUAAAGCGGUGCGACUACGACCUGAACGCCUGGCGUGCCGCGGCGGAAGCUCGUGCCGGCCCGGACCUGCGGCGGGGGUUGGAGCUGCUGGACCUGGACGGGGGGAUCGGCUGGGAGCUACUGACGUCGAUGGUCCGCUACAGGGCGCGGCAGAGGACGAGCGCCAAGGGGGCCCUGGCCCACCCCUACUUCAAGAGGGAGGGGCUCCUGGGCCUCUCCUUCAUGCAGAGCCUCAGGCUGCAGCUCUUCCGUGCCACCCAGAAGGACUACAGCGAGGCCGCCAAGUGGAUCAUCGCCCUUAUGGCCAGGUCCGGCACCGAGAAAGAAGGCGGCUUCACCGAAGCCCAGCUGCAGGACCUCAGAGUCAGUCAACCUAACCCGCUUUGCCCAUUUAUUACUACCUACUACUACUACUACUCUCCGAUCCGAUCAUCCAUCCCCCGCCAUUCACUCGUCCAUCUUUCUGUCGGAUGUGUCGCCUGCAGGAGAUUGCGCCGCGGAAGGGCUCGGCACAGAGGAACGUGCUAGCCUCGGUGCUCCGCCUCCAGAGGAAGAUCUUGAAGACGCUGAACGAGAGCAUGGACGAGCUGAAUAGGCAGAGGAAGAACGUGUGGUGGAGCAGGUGGAUCCCCAGGCAAGAAUGA
Messenger RNA from Spirodela intermedia, 3474 nucleotides. NCBI's taxonomy places the organism in Eukaryota, Viridiplantae, Streptophyta, Magnoliopsida, Alismatales, Araceae. The record is from the annotation of a GenBank genome assembly.